Molecule: messenger RNA, 2394 nt
Organism: Fulmarus glacialis (Northern fulmar)
Lineage: Eukaryota; Metazoa; Chordata; Aves; Procellariiformes; Procellariidae
Exons: 6
Source: RefSeq, a predicted model, not a curated record
AUGGUGCUGAACAACGAUGCAGAGAUAAUUGCACUGGAAUUUGGAGAAAUUUUCAAAACUCUGGAAAUGAAGAAACGGCAAUUGUUAGAAGAUGUUGAAAAUCAAAGAAGUAAAAAAGAGAAAGAAUUUCAGAUUUGGAAGAAAAUGAAGGAAACUCACAAGAAGACUGUUGAGAAUUUUUUGAAGGAUUGUGAAAAGCUUGUCCAUGAGUGCGAUCCUCAGCGUUUCCUGGAGGUGGCCUGUGGCUUGAAUACAAGAAUGAAAACUCAGCUUGACCUGAUGAAUAUAGCAUCCAGCUAUGAAAAAGCACCAGAGUAUACUCAAAAGAAGAUGGAUAUCAAACCUGUGGUUAAUGAAAUCUUGGCUUUGAAGUUAAUGCCUGUUGAUGUACGCAUUGUUAAAGAUCUACCUUCUGGAGGAAAUGAGAACUUAACAAAAAAUACUCUAUUUAAAAAUAACAUAAAGCAAUGGCAGGACCAGAAGAAUACACCCAAGACAUUUCUUCCUGUAGCAGGACAGGAGGAAGCACUAGCAGAUGGUAGCAGGAUCUGUACUCGCUUAAUGUCAAUAUCAGAAAUGUCAGCAUUUCAAAACAUGAGUCAUGAGGAGUUACGUUACAAAUACUAUAUGGAACAUCAGAAGCUCACCAAUGAGUUCAAGACACAAACUUCACCUGCAAAUAAAAAGUAUAAAUUUGUAACUGCUGAGGCUUUGAAGGAUAGGUCCUCAGGAACUCCUUUUGUAUCUUCACCUACCAAAGCAAAUAACACAGAUAAAGUAAAAAUGGGAACCCUGCAAAGAGCAGAUGGCUUUGAGAGAAGCUUUUUUGGAACCAGUAAUCACAGCAUCCCAUCCACAAAUACGAACUUUUCUGAAACAAAUGGUGACUUAAAAUUAUUUCAUGAGAGAAAUUCCCAGGAAGUAAUCACUCCAGCCUUAUCAGAAAGCUUUAAAGACUUAGUAAUGAAAGAAAAAUUGCCAGUGCAGGCAUCGGCAGUUAUUGUUUCCAACGAAAUGGACACAAAUUCUAGCACUUCAUCCAGCUUAAAACCAGCAGCAUCAGUAGCUGUUGCUGUUUCAAAUUCAGAAUUUCUAGAUGUUUCUGCAGAGAGACUUUCUGCUUCACCUUUUGCUUUCAGUGCAUGUAACAACUCAUUACCCAGAUUUAUUAAAGAUGUAGGUACAUUUUCCUUUAAAAAGAAAGACAGAAAAUAUGUUUUCCCUCAAUUUUAUCUAGGAAAAUGUGAUCGUGCGGAUAAAACUGAUAACCAGGAUGAAAGCAAAUUUAGAAAACAUGGUCCUAUAACCAAAACCACAGUUUCUGAUGCUUCAACCAGUCCUAAUUUAGACUUAGCAGAAAGUGAGAAGCCAGAUUUUUCAUUCCCCUUUGGCAAUUCAGAAAGAGAUUGUUUUGCAGGAUCGGGAGUUAGCAAUUCAUCUAAGGUUUUACCAUUAUCCUCAUUUUUUACCCAAUCUGAGAAGCCAUCUGACAAAAAUACAUUAUCUCAUGUGAGAGAAACACCUUCUGCAAAGGAAACUGCAGAAUACGGUACACAGAAACCAUCUGUCUCAUGGGAACAAAAAGCUAAUGCCUCAGAAUCCAUCACAACUGUAGCUUGCAGUACUUCAGAAACCAACACUGCAGCUGGGGUGAAUGUCGUCUCCGAGUCCCCCUUUCUCCCCAGUAAUUGUGUAUUUUCCUUCACAAAUAACUGUUUUCAGUUGCCUUCACCAGUAUUUUCAUUUGGAAGUAUUGUCAGAAAUACCUCUGAUUCGCUGACUUCCUCCUUGUUUUUGUCUGGAAAUGGUACUGAAAAAACAGAGAAAGAGAAGAUGAAAUCUCCUGACACAACACCUCUAAAUCUAGGGAAGCCUAUAUCCUCAGAGUGUGCAGAGCCUGCUUCUAGACGCAGUCAUCCAAAAUGUGAAGGUUCAUUCUUUCCUAUGAACUCGUCUAAGAAAACUGAAAGCACAGAAAUGCUUGCUGAUAGUAAUUCUUCUUGUAGUCAGCCUUUAUGUUCAGUUGUCCUUCCUGUUAAGUACGAGAAUGCAUCUUCCACUCAACUUAUUACAGCAAUAAAACAAGAAACAAAGGUAAAAGAUGAAGAAAGUGAAACUGUUGCUGAAAACAACUGUUCCUGUCUUAGGAGGGAAGAUGAACCCGAGUCUGUACAGUUUCAGAAUGCAGCUUGUCCUGUUCCUGGCACAUGCAAUGGUCCAUCUUUAGGAGGAUCUGUGCUUAUGGUAAAUGAGGCAGGAGGAAUGCCAAGUGACAGCGAAUCUGACACCGAAGAGCUAAGUCAAACAUCCGUCUCUACUGAUACCAGCAGUGCGUCAGAAUAUUUUUCUGUUGCCGAAGACAAAAUAUCUACUAGAAGAAAAUCGGAGACAUGA